AUGCGUGCUACAGUAUUGCGACGGGCAGCCAAAGUAACGGUUGGUCUACGACGCGAAGACCCUGGAAGGAUCUGGGAGCGUCGCACACCACUUACUCCCGAUGGGGUUGAAGAUUUAGUGGAAUCUGGAGCACAAGUUUUAGUAGAAGAAUGCGAAAGGAGAGUAUGGAGAAAUCAGGAUUAUGCCAAGGCGGGAGCCAAACUCGUUCCUGCUGGCAGGCGCGCUCUUGAGCCUGCAGAUAUCAUACUUGGCAUUAAAGAGGUUCCACUCGACGAGUGCAUAUCUACACUCACACCACACAACACGCCGCGGACGCAGCUCAUGUUCAGCCACACUGCCAAGGGACAAGAGUAUAACACUGGGCUCCUAUCGCAGUUUGUAUCACGUCCAGGAGAUACAGAUGGAAAGGCGCGGUUGGUGGAUUAUGAACUAUUGACGGAUGAAUCUGGCAAGCGUGUCGUUGCUUUUGGGUGGUAUGCUGGCGCAGCCGGCUUAGCAGAAGGCUUAAUCACAAGCGCACAUGCAGAAUUACAAUUAGGAGUUGCGUCUCCUUUCAUCUACCUCCCUCGGCCGUACGCGCAUCCGUCUUUAGAUGAUAUGCGAGCUUCCCUCCGUAGAGUGGGCAAGCAUAUCUCCAAUGCUGGCACCUCACCAGCCUUAGGACCAUUCGUUAUUGCCGUAACCGGGAACGGAAACGUGGCUCGGGGGGCCUUGGACAUGCUCAAGGAGCUUCCAGUAGUAUAUGUCAAGCCCAAAGAUCUCCCAAAACUAGUAGCGAACCCUGAAACGGAUUUACGCAAGGUCUACGCAGUGCACCUUCCUCCCUCUGAAUAUAUUCGGGGCAUCAACAAUGAACCGUAUGAUCGUGAAGCAUAUCACACGGAUCCAUCAAAAUGGAAGAGUAUCUUCGCUGAUGAGGUCGCACCGUAUACAUCCUUGCUCAUCAAUGGAGCAGGAUGGAAACCAGGCUAUCCGCGCCUCAUAUCGAACACUGAUUUGCCCCGUGUGAUUGCGCUAGCAAAAGGGGUCGGAGUCGGUAGGUUUGCGGCAAUCGCGGAUGUUAGUUGCGAUUUCGAGGGAGGACUUGAAUUCGUAACCCAUCCGACGACCAUAUGUGCUCCUAUUUAUCAACAUCCUCUUGGCCCGCACUUGAUGACUGUCGAAAUAUUGCCGGCUGAAUUACCUCGGGACGCCAGCAAGCAUUUCUCAAAAGCGCUAAAGCCAUAUCUUAAAGGGCUCGUGCGAGCUCACGAGAGAGGAGGAGCCCUAGUAUCGGAUGCGGGCAACGCCAAGGAUGAAGUACUAGCGACACUAGACCGCGCUACAAUAGCUGAAAAUGGGACAUUGCGCCCUCAGCAUAGUUGGCUCAUGGAUAGAGUUAACGCUCAUUGGACUCAAGGCAGUAUUUGUGGCAGUGCUUCUACUUCGGCUGGCAUAGCUCUACCUUCUAGGGACAUGGAAACUUCCAGUGUAGUUUCAAGCCCGGAGGCCAAGUUUUCGGAAUCGAUCAAACCGAAGAAGCGAGUUUUACUUCUUGGGUCCGGGAUGGUCGCUAAACCGGCGGUUGAUGUCUUCCUUGGUAGGGAAGAUAUCAGACUGGUUGUUGCGAGCAAUAAUUUGCCAGAAGCAAAGGCUCUCAUUCAAUCGCACGAUCGUGCUGAGGCCGUUAAACUCGAUGUUUCGGACCAGGAGCGAAUGGUCGAGUUGAUUAACGGGGCAGACGUUAUUGUUAGCUUGCUUCCAGCAGCAUUACACACUCAAGUAGCCGAGGGCUGUAUCAAGUAUAAGAAACAUCUUGUUACGGCAUCGUAUAUCUCUCCCAGCAUGAAGGCACUUCACGAACGAGCAAUCGAAGCGGAUGUCCUGUUACUGAACGAGAUUGGACUAGACCCGGGGAUUGAUCAUUGCGGAGCAAUGGAAAUGCGAGAUCGUUUCGAGCGUCAAGGCAAAAGGAUCGUGUCGUUUGUCUCGUGGUGCGGAGGGCUUCCCGCUCCGGAAAAUAGCAACGUUCCAUUAGGGAUGAAAUUCUCCUGGAGUCCUAAAGGCCUACUUUCUGCUGCACUAAAUCCAGCUCGCUUCAAACUAGCGGGGAAACAGAUUGAUAUUCCAGGCAAUGAACUGCUCGAAUCAUACUUUCCAGAAGUACCCUUGUCCAAAGGUUUCGCCCUCGAGGGCUUGGCAAACCGCGAUAGCCUUGGAUACGCGGAAACAUACAAGUUUGGCAGCGUAGACGGGAUGAGAAGCUUGUUCAGAGGUACAUUAAGGUAUAAAGGAUUCGCCGACCUCAUGCGCAUGUUUAGCGAGGUUGGCUUGCUUAGCAACAAGGAAAGCGACAAAAUUCUUUUCAAUGAAUGGAACGAACUUGUCGGAAGGGCAGCAGCAAAAGCUAGUGGCGAAACGUUCGAGCUGAAGGACACCAUGGAUGUAGUGAAAUCAAUCAUCGGAACCGAGAGGGCUGAGGAGCAUAAAAUUAUCCCAGCACUCAAGUGGAUGGGUGUUGUUCCUACGAACUCCGCCGAAAUUGACCCUUCUCUCCCUCCCAUUCCUAAAGGCCCGGUGACACCCCUCGAUGCAUUCGCUACGCUACUUUCAUACAAAUUACGAUAUGAGCCUCAUGAACGGGACCUGGUUCUCCUAUCUCACGAAGUGAUUACCGCUCCAGCAUCUGCACCUCUCUCAGAUACCUUUGACCCUGAGACCAACGAGGUCUAUACCUCUACGCUCGCCGUUUAUGGUUCUUCCUCUGGAUCGGCAAUGUCAAAAACGGUUGGGUUGCCCCUUGCAUUCGCAGCUCUUCAGGUACUUGAUGGUGCUGUCCGUGCCCGUGGUGUCGCAGGUCCAUUUGGAGAGGAGGUCUAUAAGCCUGUAUUGGAAGGUUUGGAGGCUGUUGGCCUGGGUAUGCGGGAGACCAAAGUUACAGGAGGGGAGGGAAUGGGUCGUAGCAUGUUGAGAUGGAUGCUUUAA
This is a messenger RNA of Rhizoctonia solani, 2964 nucleotides long. RefSeq lists its product as uncharacterized. Gene Ontology annotation, molecular function: saccharopine dehydrogenase activity. The record is from RefSeq and is a predicted model, not a curated record. Gene Ontology annotation, cellular component: cytoplasm. Bases 1 to 2964 code for a protein of 987 amino acids. The transcript has 13 exons. Lineage: Eukaryota; Fungi; Basidiomycota; Agaricomycetes; Cantharellales; Ceratobasidiaceae.